CCAGCUCAAGCCUCGCCCCUUACUCCCCGUCCGUCGCCAUGGCCACCGGCACCACCUUCAGCGGCGCGCAGAACAACGUGGGCACGACGCCCAUCGAGGACGCGCUCGAGACCAUCCGCCAGGGCGGCUUCGUGGUCGUCAUGGACAACGAGGACCGCGAGAACGAGGGCGACCUGAUCGCCGCCGCCGAGUUCGCCACCGAGGAGCGCGUGGCCUUCAUGCUGCGCCACUCCACGGGCAUCGUGUGCGUGCCGGCGCUGGCCCCGCGCAUCGACGAGCUGCAGCUGCCGCUCAUGGUGGAGAACAACACGGAGGUGCACAAGUGCAAGUUCACGGUCACGGUGGACCUCAAGGAGGGCAACUCGACGGGCGUCUCGGCCGCGGACCGCGCGCGCACCAUCCGCGCGCUGGCCGACCCCAAGGUGGGGGCGCAGGCCUUCAACCGGCCGGGCCACAUCUUCCCGCUGCUGGCCCAGAAAGGCGGCGUCAUGGUGCGCGCGGGCCACACGGAGGCCGCCACGGACCUGGCGCGGCUCGCUGGCGUCAAGCCCGUGGGCUACAUCUGCGAGAUGAACGACGACCACGGCCGCAUGCUGCGCCGCCCGCAGCUGCAGGGGUUCGCGCAGAAGCACGACGUGCCCCUCAUCACCAUCUCCGACUUGAUCCGGUACCGCGCGCGCACGGAGACGCUCGUGCAGCGCACGCAGCCCAAGGAGACGAGCGUCGCCACCCCGCUGGGACAGUUUGCUAGCGUCGAGUACAAGUCGCUCGUGCAGGAGAACCAGACGUACCAUGCGUUGGUGUUCGGCGAGGUGGAAGGCAAGACCGAGGUGCCGGUGUUCCUCGUGGAGGACGGCUUCGAGGCCAGUCUCCAGGCCCAGUGGGCGCAGCACCACAUCGCGCGUCACGGCUUUGGUGUGCUCAUCUACGUGCACGGCUCGGCGCAGCUUCUGGAGAUCAGCGGAGAGCUCAUGGCGCACCAGAGCAUCUUCGGCAUGGCCAUGCAAGUCGCGCGCGACUUGAAGGUGGGCUCUGUGCGGUUGCUGUCCACGACCAAGGUGAGCUUCGACCCCAACGGAUUCGGUAUUGAGAUCGCGGGCACGGAGCGCCUCGCCACGUCAGCGUAA
This is a messenger RNA of Phytophthora sojae, 1127 nucleotides long. RefSeq lists its product as hypothetical. Gene Ontology annotation, cellular component: cytosol. The transcript has a single exon. The coding region runs from base 39 to 1127 and encodes 362 amino acids. NCBI's taxonomy places the organism in Eukaryota, Oomycota, Peronosporomycetes, Peronosporales, Peronosporaceae. Gene Ontology annotation, molecular function: 3,4-dihydroxy-2-butanone-4-phosphate synthase activity. The record is from RefSeq and is a predicted model, not a curated record. Gene Ontology annotation, biological process: riboflavin biosynthetic process.